Molecule: messenger RNA, 3527 nt
Organism: Varanus komodoensis (Komodo dragon)
Lineage: Eukaryota; Metazoa; Chordata; Lepidosauria; Squamata; Varanidae
Gene: MYBPC2
Product: myosin binding protein C2
Exons: 29
Coding region: 1-3504 (1167 amino acids)
Molecular function (GO): protein binding
Source: RefSeq, a predicted model, not a curated record
AUGACUAUAUAUGCUUUCCAGUGUUACUGGCACUGUGACUUCCAGUACCAGAAGAAAAUGAUGGAGACAAAAACAGCAAAGAAGAAAGAGGUGAAGAAGGAAGCCCCAAAGGCAGAAAAGAAAGACGAAAAGAAAGACGAAAAGAAAGAAGAGAAGAAAGAAGAGAAGAAAGAAGAGCCAAAGGCUGCAGAACCUGCAUCAGGAGAGGAACCCAAAGGGGAAGCCGCCGAUGGAUUCUUUCUCAAGAAGCCAGAAAGCCAGUUAAUAGAGAGUGGAAAGGAUGUGAUGAUCAGCAUCCACGUGGAUGGGUCUCAGCUCCCCGGCAAACCCACGGUCAAAUGGUUCAAGGGGAAAUGGCUGGAGCUGGGCAUUAAGAGUGGGCUGCGGUUCCAGUUCAAGGAGAGCUUUGACAAAGACAAAAAUGUUUACAUCUACGAGCUAAAAAUUGGCAAAGUGGUCAUCGGAGACCGGGGAGACUAUCGUUGUGAAGUGACAGCCAAAGACAAGUUUGACAGUUGUACCUUCAACAUUGAUGUGGAAGCACCAAGGACAGAGGAAAGCAAUGUACUCCAAGCUUUCAAACGGACAGGAGAAGGCAAAGAUGAAGUUUCUGGAGAGCUGGACUUCAGUGGAUUGCUCAAAAAGAGGGAGGUGCAACAGGAAGAGGAGAAGAAAAAGAAAAAGAAAGAUGACGACGAUGAUAUGGGGAUCCCACCAGAGAUCUGGGAGCUGCUGAAAGGUGUGACCAAGAAGAGCGAGUAUGAGCGCAUCGCCUUUGAGUACGGCAUCACUGAUCUGCGUGGCAUGCUGAAGAGGCUCAAAAAGGCCAAGGUGGAGGUCAAGAAGAGUGCAGCCUUCAUUAAAAAACUGGACCCUGCCUAUCAAGUGGACAAGGGCCAGAAAAUCAAGAUGUGGGUGGAACUGAGUGACCCAGACCUGAAGAUCAAAUGGUUGAAGAAUGGGCAAGUGAUCAAGCCCAGUGGCAAGUACAUCUUUGAGAAUGUGGGCAAGAAGCGCAUCCUGACCAUCACCAAGACAACACUGGCUGAUGAUGCAGCCUAUGAAUGUGUGGCUGGGGAUGAAAGAACUUCCACAGAGGUCUUUGUUAAAGAACCACCCGUCCUGGUUGUGAGUGGCCUGGAUGAUCAGCAGGUUUUUGUGGGAGACAGGGUGGAGAUGGCCGUCGAAGUAUCUGAGGAAGGAGCCCAAGUCAUAUGGUCAAAGGAUGGUGUAGAGCUGACCCGUGAGGAGACUUUCAAGUACCGCUUCAAGAAGGAUGGGAAAAAGCACAUCCUCAUCAUCAAUGAAGCCACCAAAGAGGACACUGGGCGCUAUCAGAUUGUUACCACCGGUGGCCAAUCAGAAGGGCACCUCCUGGUUGAAGAAAAACAGCUUGAGGUCGUUCAGGGCCUUGCUGAUCUUACUGUCAAAGCCACUGAGCAGGCUGUCUUCAAGUGUGAAGUGUCCGAUGAGAAGGUGACUGGCAAAUGGUACAAGAAUGGAGUCGAGGUCCGGCCUAGCAAACGCAUUACCAUGUCUCACAACGGCAGGUUCCACAAGCUGGUCAUUGAUGAUGUGAGACCUGAGGAUGAAGGAGACUAUACCUUUAUCCCUGAUGGAUAUGCUCUUUCACUCUCUGCCAAACUCAACUUCCUAGAAAUCAAGAUCGAAUAUGUUCCCAAACAAGAGCCCCCCAAGAUCCAUUUGGACUGCUCAGGAAAGACAAAUGAAAACACCAUUGUGGUGGUGGCUGGGAACAAGCUGCGCCUGGAUGUGAACAUCACUGGGGAACCAGCACCUGUGGCCACUUGGAUGAGGGGUGAUGUGAUCUUUGCAGAGAAGGAGGGGCGAGUUCGUAUAGAAGAAAGGAAGGAGCUGAGCAGCUUUGUGAUUGAGAGUGCUGAGCGCUCUGAUGAAGGGAGUUACACCAUCAAGGUGACCAACCCGGUGGGUGAAGAUGUAGCCACCCUCCACAUCAAGGUUGUGGAUGUUCCUGAUCCUCCCGAGGCUGUGCGCAUCACGUCAGUGGGAGAGGACUGGGCCAUUCUGGAGUGGGAGCCACCAAAAUACGAUGGAGGCAUGCCUGUCACUGGAUAUCUGAUGGAGCGCAAGAAGAAGGGAAGCAUGCGCUGGAUGAAGUUGAAUUUUGAUGUAUUCACCGAGACAACCUAUGAGUCCACCAAAAUGAUUGAGGGGGUGCUCUAUGAGAUGCGCGUCUUCGCAGUCAAUGCCAUCGGAAUCUCUCAGCCCAGCCACAAUACCAAGCCCUUCAUGCCUAUCGCCCCCACCAGCGAACCGCUGCACCUCACCUUGGAGGACGUGACGGACACCACGGCCACGCUGAAGUGGCGUCCCCCGGACCGGAUUGGCGCCGGGGGCAUUGACGGCUACCUCAUCGAGUACUGCAAGGAAGGAACUGAUGAAUGGAUACCUUGCAACACAGAGCUGGUGGAGCGCUGUGGCUUUACCGCCAAGGGACUUCCGACAGGCGAGAAGCUUUUCUUCCGGGUCAUUGCGGUCAACAUUGCGGGCAAGAGUCAACCAGCCACGUUUGCACAGCCCGUCACCAUCCGAGAGAUUGUUGAACAGCCCAAGAUCCGUCUGCCUCGCCACCUCCGACAGACAUACAUCAGGAAAGUUGGAGAGCAAAUCAACUUGGUGAUCCCAUUCCAUGGUAAACCCCGUCCUGUAGUCACCUGGUUGAAGGAUGGGAAGCCUCUGGAUUCCAGUGAAAUCCAUGUCCGCACCUCAGACAUAGACACCAUUCUGUUCAUCCGCAAGGCCGAACGACAUCAUUCGGGUGUCUAUGAGCUGUCAGUGCAGAUUGAGAACAUGGUGGACAAAGCUGACCUCAAGAUCCGUGUUGUGGAGAAGCCAGGCCCAGCACACAAUGUGAUGGUGAAGGAGGUGUGGGGCUUCAAUGCCUUGGUAGAGUGGGAGCCUCCCAAGGAUAAUGGGAAUUCAGAGAUCACUGGCUACGCCAUCCAAAAAGCUGACAAGAAGACCAUGGAGUGGUUCACCGUCUAUGAGCACAACCGCCUCACACGCUGCACGGUGUCUGACCUCAUCAUGGGUAACGAAUACUACUUCCGCGUCUACAGUGAGAACAUCUGUGGGCUCAGCGAGACCCCAGGAGUCUCCAAAAACACUGCAAACAUUCAGAAAUCAGGGAUAAUCUAUAAAAAGAUGAACUACCAAGAACAUGACUUCAGCAUGGCUCCCAUUUUCCUGACACCACUGGUGGACCGGACAGUGGUAGCUGGAUACACCACUGCCCUGAACUGUGCAGUGAGGGGGCACCCUAAACCCAAGGUGAUCUGGAUGAAGAACAAAAUGGACUUAAGUGGGGACCCCAAGUUUCUGCAGAAGAACCACCAGGGAGUGUUGACCCUCAACAUCCGCAAGCCGAGUCCUUUUGACAGCGCCACGUACUCCUGCAAGGCCAUCAAUGAACUAGGAGAGGCCAUUGUGGAGUGCAAGCUGGAGGUCAAAGCUCCACAGUAAUCGACUUGACAUGACUGGAAAAG